Coregonus clupeaformis (lake whitefish) is the source of this 1817-nucleotide messenger RNA. Its product is annotated as ADP-ribose glycohydrolase OARD1. The record is from RefSeq and is a predicted model, not a curated record. Gene Ontology annotation, biological process: peptidyl-glutamate ADP-deribosylation. The transcript has 6 exons. Lineage: Eukaryota; Metazoa; Chordata; Actinopteri; Salmoniformes; Salmonidae. Bases 705 to 1244 code for a protein of 179 amino acids.
GUUAAUAUACCCUAACUGCACUUGAGUAGGGAGAGACUCCAUAUCAAAAAACAAAAGAACAGAUAGACUCCUCACUUUUUCUUCAUUCACCACAAGAUUCAUCCGACAUUUAUCAAUCACUCCAGGAAUAUUUUUCAUCUCUUCAACAUCUACUUCCCAUGAGACUCCAGAUAUAAUCCCCUUGAGGGGUGCCCUGUUCCUAAGAGAAACUUCAAAUUUAUCAAAUUGGGUGAGACAUAGCACACGUUUCUUCUGAUCCUCAGAUGCACAAAAAAAUCUAAACCAGCCCCCCUCUCAUGAUCCUCACAGCCUUCACUCUACCCAGCACUCUCUCCACCAGUUUGGAUAUCUCAAAUGGAUUCCUCAAGAUUGGUAAUUCGAUCAACUGCUCCUCAUUUACAAACCGUACAUUCUCAUCACUGUACUCUACUUUAUUCCGUUUCCUUUCUUUUGGACAAUAUUCAAAUUCUCCUGGAUUCUACCGCCAUUAUAUUCAGAAUCCACCUCAUCAUCCGCUUCCGCCAUCUUUUUUCCGUCCCUGAUGGUGGAGGUACUGGAGCACGAGCGUAAUGGACCUCUAGUUCCUCUUACCUUAGAUAUGAAAUGAUUGGAUAGGUUUAAGCAGCUUUGCCUUGGAUAGGCUGGGAGGAAUUUCCAUCUGACACGAAGAGGAAGUCGAUUGCUAGCUGCUCACCAGUCAUAUAAUGUCAACUGUAUCUGAAGAACCAGUGAGCUCUAUUGACAAAUAUAAGAAUGCAGAAGGUGGCUGGAGCCUGCGUCAUGUGAAGCGGGACCUGUUCUCCUGUCCUGAAGAUGAGGCCCUGGCCCACUGUAUCAGCGAAGACUGUCGCAUGGGGGCAGGCAUCGCUGUCAAAUUCAAGAAAACAUUUUGUGGCGUAGACGAGCUGAAGAAACAGAAGAAGGUGCCAGGGCAAUGCGCUGUACUGAAAAGAUACAAGCGUUUUGUGUACUACCUGAUUACAAAAGAAAAAUACAGCCACAAACCCACCUAUGACAGCCUACGGAAGAGCCUCGAGGACAUGAAGUCUCAUUGCUUACAAAAUGGAGUAACUGGAAUAUCAAUGCCUCGCAUCGGCUGUGGCCUUGAUGGACUGAGUUGGGAUAAAGUGGAGGAGAUGCUUGAGCAGGUAUUCCAGCCCACAGAUAUAAGAAUCACUGUGUAUACGCUCCCUGUAAAACCCACAAGGAAACCAAGUCCACGGGUGACACCAAGUAUCCAUUGAUGUUUUCUGUAAACCAAAGUAAAUAAUAUAUAUCAGGAACAUUUGUUAUGGUUAUAUUCUCUAUCACCUUUUAUCAUAGGCUCCAAGCGUGUUUUUCAACUCUUAUGACAAUGGGUUUUGUGUGAAAUAAAACUCAGACCAUAUCGUGUUGUGACACAGUGUGUACAUUUCAAGUGUCUCAAUGCCAGGUUUACGCAGCACACCGAUAUGCACCUGUGCAAUGUUUGCUGAAAGUUUUACUUUCAAAAGGUAACAAAUUAAAUCACAAAAUAUAACACUUUACCUUAAGAAUCAUAUCCUUUACCUCCUAAUCUUUAUUUUACCCAUGUGUUUGAUGGUUUUCUGAAAUUACAGGUGCAUAUUUUUCAUGUUAAUUAUGACCCUUUACAGUAGAGCUGUUCUCCACCAGAAGGGGGCACCAAUGAGUUUUCUUCACAUCGCUUCUGUGGUGUGAUCUGUGCAGGUUUUUGUCAUAUGCUGUAAAUACACUGUAAUGCACAAGUACCUCACAUGAGCAUGACUUAUGAAAACUAAAUAGCUGUUUUGCAGUAAUAAAAUCAAAUGUGUUCUACA